AUGAAUCAACUAUCUAUGGGUCUUUUGUCUGCUUCGGUCCUCAACAUCAUGUUCUUCCUCUCCGGCUAUUGUUCCUCGAAUUGCCGCACUCCCAUCGCGCCUGAUGUAGGGGCGACGAACUGCCAAGAUGAGCCAAGGGACGAGAAGUUACCCAAGUGGUUUAACUUCCUCUACUCAGGCACUUGGGGAAAGAACGAAACUUUCUUGGCAAACUACGUCAUAGGACAAGCCGGUACACGUAUCAUCGUCGAGACUGUUCCUCUCGCGAAUUUUCGGGCAAACUCUCACCGGAACGCCAAGUUUCACGUGAGGCGCUCGCUCUCGAGACUCGAAUGCUUUUUCCUGUUAUCGCGGAGCGUCACCGCCCCAAACCCGGGACGUAAGGAAAUAUGUCACAUUUUGGACGUCAUUCGCUUCACCGUGGAAUCGCCCAGGCAAUACGGCGAGGUCCGCGACUGGCAAAACAAAUUGUGUGGCAUCGUCGCCCUCCUGCCCCCGAGGGAAUGCUCGAAGGGCUGGAAGAGGUGA
Sodiomyces alkalinus F11 is the source of this 528-nucleotide messenger RNA. RefSeq lists its product as hypothetical. The transcript has 8 exons. The coding region runs from base 1 to 528 and encodes 175 amino acids. The record is from RefSeq and is a predicted model, not a curated record. Lineage: Eukaryota; Fungi; Ascomycota; Sordariomycetes; Glomerellales; Plectosphaerellaceae.